Sipha flava (yellow sugarcane aphid) is the source of this 603-nucleotide messenger RNA. RefSeq lists its product as uncharacterized. NCBI's taxonomy places the organism in Eukaryota, Metazoa, Arthropoda, Insecta, Hemiptera, Aphididae. Bases 1 to 603 code for a protein of 200 amino acids. The transcript is spliced from 2 exons. The record is from RefSeq and is a predicted model, not a curated record.
AUGAAGGUCAAUGAAUAUCAUAUAAAAGUGCUAGGUUUUGCAGAUGAUCUUAAUAUCAUAGGAGAAACAUUGGAUGAUACAGUGAGAGCUACUGAAGCAUUAAAACACGCAGCAGAACGAAUAGGGCUACACAUAAACGCAGACAAAACAAAAUUAAUGGAACUAUUAGACAUGGAAACAUCGCUUGAUGUUUUAGAGACGUUUCCAUAUGAAAAAGUCGAACAAUUUCAGUAUCUAGUAUGGACUACUACAAGUAUUACAGAACGACGACUAAAGACUUUUGAAAACAAAAUAUGGCGAAAGAUAUGUGGCCCGGUUAAAGACCCAAGGACAGAUCAGUGGCGUAGGAAGUUCAACCAAGAAUUGAAGGAGGAAUUAAAAAUAGUAUCAAUAAAUGGUUUCAUAAAGAGACAAAGGAUACAAUGGCUAGGACAUGUCAUGAGGCGGAAUUCUGAUGCAGUAACCAAAAUGGUACCUACUGAAUUGGAAACCAGAAGGAAAAAGGCCACGGGGUCGUCCUCGGAAGAGAUGGUUGGAUGUUGUAGAAAAGAAUUUGGAAGAUCUUGGAGUGCAGGAUUGGAGGGAGAUUGUGCAAGAUCGUGA